This is a messenger RNA of Marchantia polymorpha subsp. ruderalis, 1602 nucleotides long. NCBI's taxonomy places the organism in Eukaryota, Viridiplantae, Streptophyta, Marchantiopsida, Marchantiales, Marchantiaceae. The record is from the annotation of a GenBank genome assembly.
ACAGGACGACGCGGGGAGGCACAGAGAGAGACGGGGGACGACCAGAGGUGCGCGCGAGGAGGUUGGCAGAGAGCAAAGCCAUGAAGAAGCCUCGACCGUUUUGCCAUUGCUUCGGACAGCAUCAGCAUCAUCUCAAGGCCAAGUCCUCGAGCUCGGUGGUGGUAGAUGAGGAGAAGCCGAAAGGACUCUAUCGUUCUCCGUAGUGAGCUAGACUGCUGGUCGAGAGGGCCGUGACGAUUUUAGAGCUUGAUACAGAUUUCGGUGUUUUUGACGACGCAAUCAUGGACCAGGCAGUGGUGCAGAGACAGCAGAUGAUGCAGCAGCAGGACGAGGUGCAAAUGGAGCCCCAAAAACCUGCAGCCAAGCGAAAGAAACGUCAAGUCAUCUCCGCCAGUACAGCCACAUUCACCGAGCUGCAGAAAAUUCUGCAAGAGAUGCGGCCUUACACUCUCCAGGUUUUGAGGACGCCGUAUUACCGCAAUUGUAAAGCUGCGCGGAACAUGCGGCGUGGCAUGCGUCAAAUCAGGGACUUGUGCAAGCAGGUGCGUAUAGAAACGGUGUCCCUCGGAAAGAGGAACAAAGUCGAAGGAACGAGGAGACGGAGGAGACCGGUGAAACCAGCUUCCAUAGAGGACGGUAUUGUAAGUCCACCUGGUGGGGAGGAAGUGACGAGAUCAGAUAUUAUCGCCGGUGAAUCGCAGGACGGGAGAAAUGGCGUCACAGAGGUUUCGGAGCUCCCGGGUGUAGAAUCAUCGCCCUUGGACUCACCCACAGCACCAAGUGUACAUUCAACAAAGGCGGAACUCAUAACACCAAAGACCGAGUUUAUCAUCACGCCCAAACCAGAGAGAAUCAUUGUCUAGAAAGAAGACUGGACAGUCAUACAAAAUCCAAAGGCCAAACUAGAUGAGAACAUGAUCGGACCUGCAUCACACCGAUCUCUCCCGGUCAUAAGUUUAUGCAUCUGAAGAAUUCGUCUUGCUUCCAGUGAUCCGAUUUAGAGAGAGUUUCAAUGUAGCAAUAUCCUACUCCCUGAUGUUGAUGUUUGUCCGGAGGAGGAGCUGAAACAGCUCAGAGAGGUCAAUCAUGAACAUUGCUGUAGAUAGAACAUUUGCUCGCAGUAGCAUUUUUAAGUGGCAGGAGAGAAGUCUUAGUGUAGACAGACACCUAACCCGAAGAGCAGUGAUGGUGAUGUUGUACAGUCGUGUCCUGACCACAGACCAAACUUUGAUGGUCCUUAAGAUUCAGGGUCCCAUUGCUUAGAUCAAUCCCCUAUGCUUUCAAGAAUGCCUCUGUAUUGCAAGCAAGAAGGCACGCCGAGUAGCUAGCAAGCCAUCCGGCAAAACAGAAGCCGGGUCUUGCAUGAUAAUGAUCAGAUUUUGCUACUAACCCAAUUCGUAGAGUUGUAGAUUUCUUUGUCGAAAGUUCGUUAGAGAAGGUCGUAGAAACCCUCGGAACGACUAACUGCCAAUUUAUUAGACCUUGUCACCUGCUGGCCAACAUCUCUGCAUCCUCGGGAGGUGGGCCCACAUAAACUGUGUACUUUCACACGUUUGUAUAGAAAUAUUAAACAAUCAAAUCUUCCGAGUCUUCCCGAUUUGU